Trichophyton verrucosum HKI 0517 is the source of this 285-nucleotide messenger RNA. RefSeq lists its product as uncharacterized. The transcript has a single exon. Gene Ontology annotation, biological process: mycotoxin biosynthetic process. Lineage: Eukaryota; Fungi; Ascomycota; Eurotiomycetes; Onygenales; Arthrodermataceae. The coding region runs from base 1 to 285 and encodes 94 amino acids. The record is from RefSeq and is a predicted model, not a curated record.
AUGUUGACCAAGCAUGGCUUGACCUUGGUGUUGAAUGUAGGCCAGUUCCAGCCUGAUAAACCAAGGGAAAUACCCGAAAAUCUGACUGCUAAUACAAUCUCAGACCAGCCUGUUGCUAUCCCGCAUGAGGAUAGAGCUCUGUACGGCCUCCAGGAAGGCCAGGUGAAGAUGAUGGAGAAAUAUGGCGGAAAUUUUGUGGCACAUAUUGAAGUUUUCCACCAUCUUCAUUGUCUUGUAAGCACAAAGAUUUCCCUUGAUUAUUCUGAUUGGAUCAAGGCUGAUUAG